Molecule: messenger RNA, 1175 nt
Organism: Erigeron canadensis
Lineage: Eukaryota; Viridiplantae; Streptophyta; Magnoliopsida; Asterales; Asteraceae
Product: ATP-dependent Clp protease proteolytic subunit-related protein 4, chloroplastic
Exons: 7
Coding region: 70-930 (286 amino acids)
Biological process (GO): protein quality control for misfolded or incompletely synthesized proteins
Cellular component (GO): endopeptidase Clp complex
Molecular function (GO): serine-type endopeptidase activity; ATP-dependent peptidase activity; ATPase binding
Source: RefSeq, a predicted model, not a curated record
AAUCAUCAUCUCCCCUCAUAUAUCCAAACCAAAAUUGAAAGAGAAUUUGUUGGUGAAAAGUGACAACAAAUGGCUUCUUCUUCUCAUUUCUUGCCCACCCCUAACCGAAUCAUAUCAUCAAAAAUCCAUCGAACCCCAAACACCGCCGCUUCUAAUCUAUCCACCAAUUUCAUCUCGUCGCCAUACAUCGGCACCGGUGUUUCCAGCCACUUUGCUGGUCUCAAGCUCCGACCCGCUUCCCUCAACCCUUCUCAUGGAAAACGCCUUGGUGUUACCAUGGUGAUUCCAUAUUCAAGGGGAAAUGCCUGGGAGCAACCACCUCCAGAUUUAGCAUCUUACCUGUACAAGAAUCGGAUUGUGUAUUUGGGUAUGUCUCUUGUCCCCUCUGUGACGGAACUAAUACUGGCAGAGUUUCUUUACCUACAGUACGAGGAUGAGACAAAGCCAAUAUACCUUUACAUCAACUCUACCGGAACCACCAAGGGUGGUGAAAAACUGGGCUAUGAAACAGAGGCUUUUGCAAUUUACGACGUUAUGAGAUAUGUGAAACCACCGAUUUUUACACUGUGUGUCGGCAACGCUUGGGGAGAAGCUGCCUUGCUUUUGGCUUCUGGGUCAAAGGGAAAUCGGUCUGCUCUGCCCUCCUCAACCAUAAUGAUGAAGCAGCCAAUUGCAAGAUUUCAAGGUCAAGCAACGGAUGUUGAAAUUAUGAGAAGAGAAAUAAGGAACGUCAAGACUGAAUUGGUGAAACUUUAUGCGAAAGAAAUAGGCAAAACUACAGAGCAGAUUGAAGAAGAUAUAAGGCGCCCAAAGUACUUUAGUCCUAGUGAGGCAGUGGAAUAUGGAAUUAUUGAUAAGGUUGUUUACACUGAGAAGGCAAGUGAAGAUAGAGGAGUCCUCUCUGACUUGAGGAGAGCACAACUACUCUGAUAGCGGACUAUUGGCAGUCAUGGGUAUUUUUCAUUUCAUGGUGGGUUUGCUGCAGUAGUUGUUGUAUUGGGCAUCACGAGACUGAUCUAACACAACAAAAAAUUGUAUGCUGCCCAUCUGGAUUGUUUUAAGCACAUCAUGUAGUAUUGUAAAAGGGAAAGCAAUUUAUAGUAUGUGUUAGUCCAAAAUAUUUUUGUUAGAUUCAAUUAUUUGUUUAUGAAUUGCCACUUGGGGUUAACCCAUUA